AUGGCGCGUGAGCUGCGGACUCUGCUGCUGUGGGGACGCCGCCUGCGAGCGGCGGCGCUGGCGGCCACGCCGGGAGGAACAUCAGUUCUGAAUCCUUGGAGAGCCCCGGUCCAGUCCAGUCGUCCCAGGAGAAACCUGGCUUUGAGCUUCCACAGUGCACGUCCAUUCAGCUCGCAAGCUGCUGAGGACCAGAAGGAGGAGCCCCCACAUUCCAUCAUUAGCAGCACGGAGACCGUACAGGGUUCUGUUUCCAAACAUGAGUUCCAGGCUGAGACAAAGAAGCUUUUGGAUAUUGUUGCCCGUUCCUUGUACUCAGAAAAAGAGGUGUUUAUACGGGAGCUGAUCUCCAAUGCUAGUGAUGCCUUGGAAAAACUGCGUCACAAGCUGGUGUCCGAAGGCCAGACGCUGCCCGAAAUGGAGAUUCACCUGCAGACUGACACUGAGAAAGGCACCAUCACAAUCCAGGACACUGGCAUUGGGAUGACACAGGAAGAGUUGGUGUCCAACCUGGGAACAAUCGCCAAGUCGGGGUCAAAGGCCUUUCUGGACGCGCUGCAGAACCAGGCGGAGGCCAGCAGCAAGAUCAUCGGCCAGUUUGGAGUGGGCUUCUACUCGGCUUUCAUGGUGGCCGACAGAGUGGAGGUCUAUUCCCGCUCAGCCAGCCCGGACAGCCCGGGAUACCAGUGGCUUUCCGACGGCUCCGGGGUCUUUGAAAUCGCCGAAGCUUCAGGAGUUAGAACUGGAACCAAAAUCAUCAUCCAUCUCAAGUCAGACUGCAGAGAGUUUGCCAGCGAGGCCCGGGUUCGAGAUGUGGUGACAAAAUACAGUAACUUUGUCAGUUUCCCCUUGUACCUUAACGGAAAGCGCAUCAAUACCUUGCAGGCCAUCUGGAUGAUGGACCCCAAGGACGUGGGCCAGCGGCGGCACGAGGAAUUCUAUCGCUACAUCGCGCAGGCCCACGACAAGCCCCGCUACACUCUGCACUACAAGACGGACGCCCCCCUCAACAUCCGCAGCAUCUUCUACGUGCCGGAGCUGAAACCAUCCAUGUUUGAUGUGAGCCGGGAGCUGAGUUCCAGCGUCUCUUUGUACAGCCGCAAAGUCCUCAUCCAGACCAAGGCCUCUGACAUCCUGCCCAAGUGGCUGCGUUUCAUUCGAGGUGUGGUGGACAGUGAGGACAUUCCCCUGAACCUCAGCCGGGAGCUCCUCCAGGAAAGUGCUCUGAUCAGGAAACUCCGGGACGUCCUACAACAGAGGCUGAUAAAAUUCUUCGUUGACCAGAGUAAAAAAGACCCUGAGACAUACGCUAAGUUUUUUGAAGAUUAUGGCUUGUUCAUGAGAGAGGGCAUUGUGACCACCGCUGAGCAGGAGGUCAAGGAGGAUAUUGCAAAGCUGUUGCGAUAUGAGUCCUCAGCACUGCCCGCUGGGCAGCUGACCAGCCUCAUGGACUAUGCCAGUCGCAUGCAGGCCGGCACCCGCAACAUCUACUACCUGUGCACCCCCAACCGGCACCUGGCUGAGCACUCACCCUACUAUGAGGCCAUGAAGCAGAAAAACAUGGAGGUUCUCUUCUGCUACGAGCAGUUCGAUGAGCUGACCUUGCUUCACCUCCGUGAGUUUGACAAGAAGAAGCUCAUCUCCGUGGAAACGGACAUCGUUGUUGAUCACUACAAGGAGGAGAAGUUUGAAGACAAAUCUCCAGCUGAUGACCGCCUGUCAGAGAAGGAGGCGGAGGACCUGAUGGCCUGGAUGAGAAAUGUGCUGGGGUCGCGUGUCACCAACGUGAAGGUGACUCUUCGCCUGGACACCCACCCCGCCAUGAUCACCGUGCUGGAGAUGGGGGCCGCCCGGCACUUCCUGCGCAUGCAGCAGCUGGCCAAGACCCAGGAGGAGCGCGCUCAGCUCCUGCAGCCCACCCUGGAGAUCAACCCCAGGCACAUGCUGAUCAAGAAGCUCAGCCAGCUGAGAGAGAGUGAGCCUGACCUGGCCCAGCUGCUGGCUGAUCAGAUCUAUGAGAACGCCAUGAUUGCAGCAGGGCUGGUCGAUGACCCCCGACCCAUGGUGGACCGCCUGAACAACCUGCUGGUCAAGGCCCUGGAGCGACACUGA
Pipistrellus nathusii (Nathusius's pipistrelle) is the source of this 2109-nucleotide messenger RNA. Lineage: Eukaryota; Metazoa; Chordata; Mammalia; Chiroptera; Vespertilionidae. The record is from the annotation of a GenBank genome assembly.